ACCCGAUCUAAUCCCAACUUGGCAAGCAACUAUCCAGCACGUGGAUGCAUGUGACCUUUACCACUUUGGGCCAUCCAUCCUUCUACUUUCACUACAACAACUACAAACAGACUCCCGGACUUAUACUAGUAUCUUAACUCGCUCUCCCACUCACUGUCCUUACCUUUGUCACUGGAACGGCUGCUACUGCUACUGUUAAAGCAGAUUUAAAGGCUACCGUGAACUCCGAGGUGCCAGAAGGAAGCGAAGGAGACACCGGUAGCAUGGAGCAGUCACCGUCGCAGAACAUCAUGCCCGGUCUGCACCGCGCACCAGUAGAUCCCGGCGCAUUGCCGCCACCUGAGUACUGGACCAACUUCGAACCUUUGUAUACAACCCCCGAUCCUUCCCAUCAACAUGCGCAUCCUCAACAACAUCAUCAACAACAACAACAACAACAGUUGCAUCAACAACCUACUCCUCAACCACAAUCGCAGCCUCAACAGCAGCCACAACAGGCACAGCAGCAGCAAUCACAACAGCCAUUGGGAAUUAGUUGGGAUCAUCCAGUCUUCAGUCAGAAUCCUCCAUCACGAAGUCCAUUGCCGACCCCUCAAGAUCAGAAUCAUGGCCUAUAUUCCUCGACCACCCCACAGUCAUGGCGAGCAACGGCUUUGCAUCCGCAGCCCAUUUUACCUGCAACCGCACAUCCGAUCGGUAUGACUCCUCAGUAUCGCCAAGCGCCGCAAUUCUCCUCAACACAUGCUGCAUAUGAAGCGCAGCCGAUCGCCGCUUCUGACAGCGCCCACUUCCCACCGUACACAUUCUCGCGAUCCUACUAUCCCCCUCAGAAUCUCUCCGUGCCGGAUGUCUACGCCCAAUCCCAUUCGCAUUCUCCUCCGACGGCGCAAGCACAGCCCCAGACAGCACAUUUCCGCCCGGAUCCGCAUCAACAUCAUGUCCAGUAUUCACUGCCUGCCGGCUAUGCGGAAGGAAAUUCGCACGUCCCGAUGAACUACCCCACGGAAUUCACUCAGUCGACGCCGACCGGCUCCGAACAAACCAUUAACCCACAGUACCUGAGCUCUGCACAGCAAGCUGCCAAUCAACAAUCCUCUCUCCACAACAACAAUAACCUUCUCUAUCUCAACCCCGAUGAACCAAAGCUCUACAACUUCUAUCGGGAAGACCUGCAAAUGCCACCCGCCUUGGGCCAGUCCGUAACACACAAUCAGCCUAUCGCUCCUAAACCCCAAUCGGCAUACGAGUUUGUGUUACCCAUCAACGGUAUGCUGUGUUACCUCUUAAUUGGUGGGAUUCCACUAACUCGCCUAGGUCCCAAUCUGUCUCAAUCACACGCGGCUGCAAAGGGCGCGAAACCAGUUAAGAAACCCGCUACGAAGAAACAGUCUACCCUGCAACCUAAGAAGACCACCGCCAAAGGAGCUAAUAAGAAGAUGGAUGGAGCCGCUGAAUCGUCGGAAUCGGAGACCGACAGUUCAGACUCGGAGCUUGAAAUUGAGAACCAGGAUCCCGAGGAAUCGUCUCCCCUCCCAGCGACUCGGCCUACUGAGCCUGAGGCGGCUGCCAAGUAUGAUGUCUUGAAGGCUGUGUGGUCCCCACGUAAUCGACGGCCGAAUGUGGACAAGGUCAAGAGUGCGCUGGUCGCAUUCAAAGAUGUUGUCAAGACCGUAAGAGAUGCAUGGAAAGACAGCUCUCAAGCCAUGAAGGCGGCGGAAAAUACAGGCAAUAAUGAGGAAGCGACCCGAUUGAAGAAGGACGUGGUCUUGCAGCGCCGUCUCAUGGAUGUGGUUGUCUGUGCGACUUUGGAAAUGGGCCAUCCAAUAAUCGUCGAGAAGUUGGGCGAACAUCCCAUUGCUGUGGCAGCUAUGUAUUCGUUCUUGUUAGAUCGACAUCAAGCCGCCGAUUUCGAUGGAGCAUUGACAGUGAAUAUCCUCAAGCUGCUUUCGCGCUUUGUGACCAUGGAUGAGGAUGUCCUUCAGAAAACGAAUGUGGCCAAGCUGUUGCCAAGGUUUGUCAAGAAAGGCGGUCCGGCUGUCAAGAAGUUGGCGCAGGAGAUAAUGGACAAUGCUGCGGCAUCCACCAAAAGGAAGCAGGACUCUGCGAAGCCUGCAGCCAAGGAUGGAUCGCCUAGUAAACAGACGAGCACCGUUCUUGGCGCCACCGCUUCUGAUGGCGCCCGGCCAGAGCUUGCUGGAUCCAAGAGACCCCGUGAUGCUGAAAGCAAUGGGCAGCCGGCAACGAAGCGAGUAGUUGUAACGUCCAAUAAUAAGAAUGCGUCGAAGCCCGGUGGCGCUGUUGCCGCUCCUAAGCGACCGCAAGACGCAGUCCUGGAUAACAAGGGAGCUUCAGCGCAGCCUUCUCGCCCGAAGACUAAUAUUGUAGCACCCAAGCCAACCAAUCUGUUUGGUAGUCUUUCUUCCGCCUCGAAACGGCCAGGGACAUCGAAUGCCGAACGUGCAGCAGCCGCAGCGGCUAAAACCAGUAACCCUCCGGAAAGGAGAGAACCCCAACCGGCACCUCCGCGACCGACCUUUUCUUUUGGUGAUUUAAUGGCAGAUUUGAACAAGCCGAAGGAGCCAGCCCCAGCGCAGCCAGCAGAGCCCAAAACACCCGAGACAGAAGAGGAACGGGAAAAGCGGCUUCGCAAGGAGGCUCGACGCAGACUCCGAGUGACCUGGAAGCCCGACGAAUCUCUCACGGAAGUCCGAUUGUUCACGCAUGAUCCUGAUGAGGAACUUGGUCCGGGCGAUCGCAUGCAGCGUGAAGCGGGUGACGUGAAGGGCGAAGGAAGCGUACUGAAGCUUCACCGCGAUCUUGACGAAGAGGAUGACGAGGAGGGUGGCAUUCGCGAGGAGCAAUUGCUUGAAUACUUUGUGCCGUCCGAAAUCGAUUUCGAUGAGAUGCCCUUUGAGGAGCGCGGUCGGAACUUCAUCAAGCGUGGUGGCGUUGAAAUCCCCGAGAGUGCAGAGAAGAAGGCGCAGGAGCAUCGUGAAGCCACCACUCUCAUGGUGUUCUAUACUUCCCCAGCGGAUGUGCCAUCCACACCCAAGGAGCCUCCUCAACCCGACACUGAGGAAGCAGUGCCCGAUGUGGUCUCAUUUGGCGAGGUUCCUGACCAUGUCAUGGCCCGGCAAAACCGUUAUUUCGCUGCGGUAAAACCUCAGCCGCCGGCUGCAGCCACGCCCGCGCCCGCGCCCGCGCCCGCAGCCACCGCCCAGGCCCCAUUCGAUAUCUCGAAUCUGCUCAAAAUUAUCCAGAGUGCUCCCCAACAACCAAAAUCGACCCCUCCACCUCAGACCCAGCCGGCACCUGCGCCAAUGUCAGAUCUCGAGCGGACUUUCAGCUUGUUCCGUCAGCCGCAGCCGCAGCCGCAGCCAGCAUCUCAGCCUCCAAUGCUACAGAUGCCCCAGUUUUCGGCUGCUCCCCAGGCUGCAGCAGGGCAGGCCAUUGACCUUCAGAACAUUCUGGCCAUCAUGAACGCCCAAAAGCAGAUGCAGCCGGCGGCCACAGCUCCGCAGGCCCCGCCGACCCAACCCAGCAUUGCGCCUAACCUCGCUGCCAUCUUUUCCCAGAUCAAUGGUCAGAGCCAACCCGGUGCGGGUAACAUGCCUCAGCAAUCUGUGCAUUUUGAGGAUCCCGAGCGCAAGCGCCUUCGGGAGACGGGCGCUUAUGACGGGGCCGACGACGACCGGUCCAGUUAUCCCAAGCGAAACAAAUAUAACGACCUGGGCAAGAAGCACCCCAAGGCAGGAUCUGUACCCUGUCGGUACUGGCAGAGCGGGAAAUGCCGCAAAGGUGACGAAUGCACAUAUCGCCACGAUCCGUUGAUCUAACCGUAAUAUUAUUUCCUUCUUGACCUCUGAUACCCUCUGGCCAUCCCUUUUCUUAUUCUUCCUUCCCAUACAUCUUUGCAUUUGCUCGACCCAAAAUUUACAUCCGAAGUGUACACUGUACCUUGCAUCUGCUCUGCUGCUGUCCAUUCUUCAGCGUCAUUGACGGUAUCUAUUAUGCCUGGCAAGCUGGUUUCCUUGCGACCGAGCAUCUGUGUGUUAAUGACAUGAUACCAUACUUCCGCGAUUGCAUAUCAUGCAUGGGAUUGCAUGGAGUUUGUUGAGUGUGGGUGACGAUCAUUCCUUUGAUUUUUUUUUGUUUUGAUGGCCAUAUCCUUUCUUCGGGGUUUAGUGUUGCGCGGCUGGGGUUAGCCACAUGGUUGUAUGGAUUAACAAGAUCAGUAUGUAUAUUAAUGAUGUUUAGCUG
Molecule: messenger RNA, 4260 nt
Organism: Aspergillus homomorphus CBS 101889
Lineage: Eukaryota; Fungi; Ascomycota; Eurotiomycetes; Eurotiales; Aspergillaceae
Exons: 9
Coding region: 264-3836 (1190 amino acids)
Molecular function (GO): metal ion binding
Source: RefSeq, a predicted model, not a curated record